UAUUAUAUUAGGCCGUGAGCCCAGUCUGUAGAAGCCCAGCAGAAAGAGAAUUAGAUCAGAAGGCCUGAGACUUGAGACUGGUCUGAGAAUACCCAAACACCAAAUCACUGAGACUGAGAAGGCGAAGUCUAAAAUGAAUUAAUAAGAUAAUAAAUAAGAAGGGACAGGCGGACAUGUUUCACAUCUCAUCACACUAUCACAGAGAGUCGACAUCAGAUGUACUCGUCAGAUGAGAUAGGCCUAGUUAAGUUGUAGUAUAAAAAAAUGGAGUAUCUAGAAUUAUAUUAUGACUAUGUGAUAGAUAGAUGUAUAAUCAUAAUAUAUAACUUAUAGCAGGAGAGAUGAUUAAUUACAGAUUAUUACUUAAGUAAUAUUAAGCAAAUCUUCAAUAAGAAUAGAUAGCACCAUGACCUCAUUUGUCAUUUGCUGUUUAGUUAAGUUGCUGUUUUGUUAAUAAAUAAUACAGAGACUCCCCACCUUACAAAUGUCUUCCGAACGGCAACUCAUACCAUGAUCGUGACUUUGUUUGUAAAAUGUUAUUAAACUAGGCUAUUACUAGGUUGGCUGUCAGUGGCGUUGCUGUUGACUACGAUUAUCUUCUACUAAUGUGCGUGAGAUAAGAGCUAUAAAUUCUAUCAAGUAAUAAACAAUAAAAAAGCUAAAAUUAAAAUGAAGGGGAACAUGUAUUUUUAUAAUAUUAACAAUUAGUGAUUUGAUUAGAGUUAGAGUUUAGAUAGGUAGUUCGGUAAGAUCCGGGAAGUGCCAAAAACCGGGUCUCGUGAUUUCGUUGUUAAAAUGGCGACCUCCAUUUUUUUAAUUACCGAGAGUCACGUUGUUUAUGACUUUUUAACUAUUUAUAGCCCAGCAUGUAAAUUCUAUUUCUACCCACAACUUAGAGUGGACAUAUUGUGUUAUGAUUAGACCCUUGAGUCCCCCAAAAAAUAUUGUGGCCUCACUUUGAAAAUUGAAGGUAAAAUAACGCAAUUUUUAAUCAUUCAUAUUUUUUGUGUGGAAAUGAGCCUUUCUUCGAAUUUCAAGGACUUUAUUAAUAAUGGCAUUAACUACAACUUUAAUCACGUGUGUCCCAAAAUUACCUAUUAUCGUUAAUAUUCGUUAAUAUAACCUGAUUUACUCUGGAAAUCCAGCCUAUUACCCCCUAAUAACUCAUUUAAAAAUAAAAAAAAAUAAUUAAUAAAACAAAUACAUAUUUUUAAUAUGAUUUGAUGCUUUUAUUGAGGGAUAUUAGGUUGAAAAAGCCUUAUUAAUUACAAUUUAUAGUUAACUAUUAGUUUUAUAUACUGGUAUAUGUAUACUAUUAACUAUAUAUAUCAAUAUACUAUAUAUAUAAUAUAUAUACAGUGCUUUUUUUGUGCCGGUAUGCACCGGUACGGCGUACCGGCACCUUUUUCAAUGUGGGGAAAAAAUUAUUACUUUUCUUGUAUUUUAACGUUUAUUAUUAAUUAAUACGGUAUACUAAUAAAGUAAUACCGUAAUAAAACAAUUUAAGUUGGUUAAUUAUAAAAUAAAAUUGUUUUAGACAUUUAGUGUCUUUGCAGUUGUGAUUUAGCUUGCAUCGAGAUGCGAACUGGUAGUUAAAAGUUAGGCAAUCCAUCACUGAGUACCGGCACCUAUUUUUUUUACAAAAAAAGCACUGUAUAUAUAUAUAUAUAUAUAUAUAUAUAUAUAUAUGUAUGUAUAUAUAGAGGCCUAGAAUAGUAUUACUAUUAUAAGUGUAGGCAUAUCCCCCCCCCCCAAUAAUUAUUUGUAGGACCCAUUAUUCAUAUGUAAUGAUAUAUAUGGGGAUUCUUAAGGCAUAAAUUAAGUAAAAAUGUACAAAAAAUAUUCACUUACCUUUGGUAUUGAAAUAUCCUAUAUUUAAUCACAUAUCACACUUCCAAAAGAGAAUUACUACAUAAUCCUAAGUAUUCUCAAAGAAAAAAAACACUUUCUACCACAAUAAUCCAAGAAUUACAUGAGAUAUUACUAACAUUUAAAAAUGAAACAUUGUAAUUACCUCAAGCAAAUAACUAGAACUUAUUUAAAACUCUAUCAACAGCGAAAGUUGAUUCUAACAAUAAAUGUUGAUCUGUGAAACAACUUUAUUAACUUAAAAUAAAUGACAUACUAUUUUUGUCAUAUUCACACAUUCAUAUGGUAUGGGACUAAAAUACAUUAUAUUAUAUAGAAAAUGGUAAUGUGUAAUAGUCAGUUUUAACUUAUGGAAACAAAUAAUCCCUUUAUUAUUAGUAUAUAUUAUAUACUUAUAUAUUUUAAAAAAUUCCACAGAAAAUUUGAAAUUAAUGUCUUAAGAAUAUUUUAUUAUUAUUAUGAUUUUUGGGAAAUUGAAAAAAAAUAUUUAUACAUAAUUAAUUAAUUAAUUAAAAAUAAGUGACGAGUCAGCAUAUUUUAUAUAUUUUUAAUAGGAAAAUAAUUAAGAUUUUAAAAUAAUUUUUGCGGAAUAUUUACAAAAACUAACUUAUAUUUUGUGGUUUUAUUUAGAAGUACUCUAAUUAAAAUAUGUUCCCUGUAAAUAUUAUAUGUUUGUCUCAUUUUAUAAUAAAGUUAUAGGCCUUUAAAAAAAAGCAAAAUGAGGGUCACAAAAUGUGGAGGAAAAUCCUAUAGUAAAAAGGUGCCUUUGAGGUCCCUACUAAAAAAUUCAUAAUUUUUGAACCGCUUGAGCUAGAAAGUUGAUCUUGGUGUUUUUGUAAUCUAUUCUCCAGGCUCUAUACAGCUGUAGUAUUUUUAUAUUUUUAAAAAUAUUUUGAAAUUUUCAUAAAAGUGCCUAGUUUAGACUAACAAAACAGAGUAGACCGAGGCCUUAAAACUUUAAGUUCAAGUCAAGGCUUUAUUAACUUUAUAAGUAUAUAGCUCAGCUUUCCUUUUUUAAAAAAAAAUUAUUGGAAGUUAAGUUAGGAAUAUAGGAUACAUUUAAUUACAAAAUUUUAAGCUUGGCCUAAUUUUUCAAUAACACUGUUAAUAACAAAUUCAAUCUAUUUUUUUUUUUUGUGUGUGGCCGGUGGGCUCUAAUAUUAAAAUAAAGUUGUCAACAUUUACUCAAUAAAUGAAUUUAUUUAUUGUCUCUUCAAGAAACAACCAUGUCUAAUGUACCAGAAAAUGCCCCAGAGCAUUGCCCUGGCACAAGCAGUGAAUCAGCUGGAAAAGUAGAAGCAUGUGUGGGUUGUCCAAACCAGGCCAUUUGCUCAUCUAUUCCAAAAUUAGGGCCAGAUAAAGCUGUUGAAGAAAUCCGCCAAAAACUUUCCGGUGUCAAACAUAAGGUAUGAGAAAUACUGAUUCUACAAAUACUUCAGUGAGUCCCAACUAUUAAAAAAAAGCAUGUUUAUUAAUUAGAAUAAUAAGAAAAAUGUUAAAAAAUUAAAAGAAAGAUUAUUUUGUUCUUAUCUAAAUUGUUUUUUUAUUUUUAUUAGAUCCUGAUCUUGUCAGGUAAAGGAGGUGUUGGUAAAAGUACAUUCACAGCUCACCUUGCUCAUGCCUUGGCAAUGGAUGAAAAUAGACAGGUAAUGAAUUUAGUGUGUCAAACUAUCAAAACAAAACUAAUUAAUUAAAUCAGGGGUGCCUCUAAUUUUAAGUGAUCUGUUGAGUACUACCUUCACUUUUUGCUUAAUUCUUAUAUAAAUAUUGUUCUGUUAAAGCUAUUUUUAAAAACUUGAUAUUACCAUUAAUUAGUAGAAAUACAGUUUAUGAUGAAUGUAUGUUUUAUAAAGAUAAGUAGCGGAUAAACGUAAUGCAAUUAUCCAAUAGUAGUGGUGGGUAGCUUAACAUUAUAUUAUUUUCUAUAUUGCUUUAUAGUUUUUUGAAAAAAUGUUAGUCGCUGUGAAGUGCAGUUAAUAAUUAGACACUCUUUUGUGUUCUCAUUUAUAUGAAAUUAUGUACCUGUUUUAAUUAGAAGGAAAGUAAAAAAAAGCAGCGAUACAAUUUAUCAUGCAGAUAGGUGUACUUGAUGUGGACAUAUGCGGUCCAUCCAUGCCGAGAAUAAUGGGCGCAGAAGGAGAGACAGUACACCAGAGUGGCUCUGGCUGGUCACCAGUAUAUGUUCGAGACAACCUUUCAAUGAUGUCUGUGGGAUUUUUGCUUGGUAUGUCAUUAGAAAUAAAUACCAUAUUAGAAUAAACGUUUUCAAUUAAUUGUAUGGUAAUAAAUGUGAAAAUUUUGACUAUAAUUUUAUUUUCUGAAAAAAAUGUUUUAAUGCAUUAAAAUUAUCAUUGUUCUUUAGGAUCUCUUGAUGAUGCUGUAAUAUGGCGAGGGGCUAAAAAAUCUGGCAUGAUUAAACAGUUUCUCCGAGAUGUUGAUUGGGACAAGCUUGACUAUUUACUUGUUGACACACCUCCUGGGACUUCCGACGAGCACUUGGCAUUAAUUCAAUAUUUGUCAGGAGCUGGCAUUGAUGGUGCUGUUAUUGUAACCACCCCACAGGAAAUAGCCCUGUGUGAUGUACGGAAAGAGAUCAGCUUUUGUCGAAAGACAUCUUUGCCAAUAAUUGGCAUUGUUGAGAAUAUGAGUGAUUUUGUGUGUCCAAAAUGCCAUAAAUCAUCUAUUAUUUUCCCACCGACAACAGGUGGUGCAAUCAAAAUGGCAGAGAAUCUUGGUGAGAGAUUCUUGGGAAGUUUGCCAUUGGAUCCUAGAAUUGCACAGUGUUGUGACGAAGGAAAAUCUUUCUUUGAAGAAGUGCCAGAUUCGCCGGCAGUUUCAGUAUUCAAGGCGAUUGUGGAAAAGGUUGUUAACUACUGCACAGGCCUGGCAAAGCACAUGGAGGCAGACACAGGCGAAUCUAACAUGGAAGUUUCGUAACUUAUGACAAAUGCAGAGUAAAAAAAAAGUUAUGUUGACAUGUUGUCAAGAAAUCACAUGUCCAUUUGACAAGCCUUGCAUUAUUUUUUUUUAAAAUUUAGCCACUGUAUUAACCAGGUUAUUACAGCUGAAUAAAAUGAGCAGGUCCAAUGUGUUGUACAUUUUAUUUGAAACAACUUUGUUGAUUAUAUGGCAAAUUUUCUAGUUUUAAAAUAUUGAGUUAAUUUUUUGUAAUUUUUUUCUGUCUAGCAGGGAUGAUGUAUAAGCAAUGAUAAAUAUCACAUGCAUUUACUAAUGGUGGAAACAAAAUUUGAAACUUUUUUUUUUUUCCAGAUUGGAGAAAAUGUUUUUAACUUUUUAUUCUUUAAAUUUCUGUUAAAUAUUUGAUGAUUAGACAAUUUAUAUAUUUUGUAUCCUAUUUUCAUAUGAAACUUGAUAACUGUGAAAUUUGUUUUUAGAAUUGGCUUUACAAAUAUUAAUGACAUGAUAGAAGAUUAAUUUUUCUCAUUAUGUCCAUUUUAAUUCUCGCUUUUGUUCAUGGCUGGCUGACAAGCAAAAUCCUUGGAAGGCUAACUGACCCACUUCCUGUCAACCUAUCAAGCUGAAACUUGGCACUUAGAGUCAAUGCUGAUGACAACACAUUCUAUCAAAUUUUCAGCCCCACCACCUAACCCCAAAAAAUCAGUUGGAGGAAGUAUGAUAACACUUAUUUUACAAAAUGAAAUUCUCAAUAACUGCACUAAAUGACAUUCUUUUUUAAAGAAAUAUUGCAAGUAUGUAUGGUGCUUAGUCUUAAUAUUUUCUUUUGUUUUAAGGGGUCGUUUAAUUAUGUGACUUAAAUGAUGAAUCUUGAUUGUUAACUCGAGGGGUUAGAAGCUUUGACUGACUAAUCUCUAUCUCUAAUCUUGUGUAAUGUCAUUAAUUAGCAAUAAUUUUUUUUUUAGCUGCUCUCAGAGAAAUUUGGAAACAGUUUGCUUAAUUCAAGUAUUGUGUUUCUUUGAAUUAGAUCACAAUUGUAAGUUUGGAAUUCCAAUUGUGGGCAUCAAAGGUGUGGUGAAUUAAACCUACUAUGCUAUAACUUUAAAUCUAAUAGGUAUAAAUUAAGUAAAUAUAAUUGCUUAAGGUGUGCACAGUUAUAGAUUGCCAUUAGGAUUUGUUAUGGCUUAUUUAAAACAGAAACUAAAUAAAACAGGAACAAACAAUGUGCUAUGUUGCUUUUGUCAAUGACCCUUCAAAUGAUCUCAUGUUUUUUUAUUUAUAAAUACAUAUAUAGGAAGAGGAAAUUAAAUAGAUUGCAGCUCAAGUCUAAAAAAUGAUAAAUCAAUGUAAUUUUUGUGUUGAUAACUUGAAAAAAAUAGGCUUAUGGAGGAAUAACUCACCUUUGGAAAUAUUUAUAAAUAAAUAAAUAAAUAAAACAAACAUUAUUAUGGCCCUGCAUUCGUUCACAUA
This is a messenger RNA of Lymnaea stagnalis (great pond snail), 6255 nucleotides long. NCBI's taxonomy places the organism in Eukaryota, Metazoa, Mollusca, Gastropoda, Lymnaeidae. The record is from the annotation of a GenBank genome assembly.